ACCAUUACCACAGCAACCCACUAAAAUAAGCAGUCAAUGAAGGGGAAGGGUCAAACGGGCAGAAAGAAAGAAAAAAAAAAAACCUGGAGAAAGAAUGAACACCAUGGCCAGACUUUAACUUCACCUAGUGGUUUCAGUUUUCUUUAAAAAAAUCUUCUUAAGGAUUAUGUUUUAGGUGUUUUUGAUUGUAAGGGGGUCUGGAUAAUGGUGUCAGCAUGGUUGCCUUAGUUCUACUACCUUUCAGCCCGUAACAGUGAAGAAGGCACAAGCUACCUGUCCCGAAUGCCUCCCACCCAAAACCAUGGGCACUGUGCUGUCCAGAGCUGAUAAAUGGCGAUUAGUCUCCUUUACUGGGCUCCGCCGCUCCAGGCCUGGAGAACACAGCACCCCCUGCAGCGAGAUGAACGGUAUAGCCAAGCUGUCUCUUCACUCAGGACCGCAGACUAACACUGAAGAGGAGUUGUUAGUUCCGGCUCUUCCAGAGAAGACUGAUAUAGAGAGGGGUUAUGUGACUCCUCAGCAAGUGUACAACCUGCUAAAUGCUGAAGCUGGUGAGCCAGCACUUCACGACCCAUACUAUAUCCUCAUACUGGACUGCCGCCCUGCCGACAGGUAUAAGCAAAGUCACCUGGUGACAGCACGAGCAAGUGUGACGGUAAUUCACCCAGAACUAGGCUGUCUGAUAAGCUGCGUCCAGCUACAGGAGUUCUCCAUCAUUUUGCUUUACGCAGAAGAAGGACACAGUCCAGUGGGUAGUCAGGAAGCCCGUGCAGACAGCCCCACUCUACAGCACUGUUUCUUCCAGUUGAGUGCUCUUGGGAUGGACCCUGUCAUCUUACUUGGUGGAUUUUCGGCCUUCCACUCCCUCUAUCCCUUCCUGUGCACGCCACGCAUGGUACUUCUGGAGUCUGAGCGCCGCCUGCUCACCAUCUACCCCUCUGAGAUCCUGGAGGGGGCGCUGUACCAGGGCUCGGCUUCCCAGGCUCAUGAUUACCGCAUAAUCAAAAACCUGCACAUCACACAUGUGGUCAACGCCACAGUCGAAAUCACUGAUGCCUUUCCAAACGUCCUGCGCUAUUUGAGACUGCGGCUCAGUGACGAUGCCCAGCAAGACCUUUGGCAGGCACUCCCAGAAGCCUCCCGGUUCAUAGCAGCGGCCCUUAGGGGGUCUCCAGGAUCACCCGGUGGCCACGUCCUAGUACACUGCAGCUUGGGCCGCAGCCGUAGCUCGGUGUUGACACUGGGUUUCUUAAUGGAACACCGCCACUGGUCCCUGCUUCAUGCCUUCCGCUGGCUCAAAGAGAGACGCACUUGCGCCGCACCCAAUGUAGGGUUCCUCCGACAGCUCUUGGACUAUGAGGAGCAGCUGUUUGGGCAGCGUCUCACCUCACUAGAAGAUAUCCGGCUCUGA
Molecule: messenger RNA, 1411 nt
Organism: Astyanax mexicanus (Mexican tetra)
Lineage: Eukaryota; Metazoa; Chordata; Actinopteri; Characiformes; Acestrorhamphidae
Product: probable rhodanese domain-containing dual specificity protein phosphatase
Exons: 5
Coding region: 302-1411 (369 amino acids)
Biological process (GO): protein dephosphorylation
Cellular component (GO): cytoplasm
Molecular function (GO): protein tyrosine/serine/threonine phosphatase activity
Source: RefSeq, a predicted model, not a curated record